This is a messenger RNA of Centropristis striata (black sea bass), 2479 nucleotides long. It is a transcript of the gene tubg1, whose product is annotated as tubulin, gamma 1. Gene Ontology annotation, cellular component: nucleus; gamma-tubulin complex; cytoplasm. Lineage: Eukaryota; Metazoa; Chordata; Actinopteri; Perciformes; Serranidae. The record is from RefSeq and is a predicted model, not a curated record. Gene Ontology annotation, biological process: meiotic spindle organization; mitotic spindle organization; cytoplasmic microtubule organization. Bases 117 to 1472 code for a protein of 451 amino acids. The transcript has 11 exons. Gene Ontology annotation, molecular function: structural constituent of cytoskeleton; GTP binding.
GCGGGAAGGAGCGGGCUGGUGGCAAAGAGGUUUGAGCAGCAGUCUACUUGUCUUGUGUUAUUUAGCUAGCAAGCAGCUAGCGGGCUAGCUAAAUAAGAACCAACUGAAGACUGAACAUGCCGCGGGAAAUCAUAACGCUCCAACUUGGACAGUGUGGAAAUCAAAUUGGCUUUGAGUUUUGGAAGCAGCUGUGUGCAGAGCAUGGCAUCAGUCCAGAGGGUAUUGUUGAGGAGUUUGCAACUGAAGGGACCGACAGAAAGGAUGUGUUCUUCUAUCAGGCUGAUGAUGAGCACUACAUUCCCCGUGCAGUUCUCCUGGAUCUGGAGCCGAGGGUGAUCCACUCCAUCCUCAACUCUCCUUAUGCAAACCUGUACAAUCCAGAGAACAUCUACCUCUCUGAGCAUGGUGGAGGUGCUGGGAACAACUGGGCUAGUGGAUAUUCACAGGGCAAAAAAAUCCAAGAAGACAUCUUUGACAUCAUUGACCGGGAGGCAGAUGGCAGUGACAGUCUGGAGGGAUUUGUCCUGUGUCAUUCCAUUGCUGGGGGGACAGGCUCGGGCCUGGGAUCCUAUCUGCUGGAAAAACUCAACGACAGGUACCCAAAGAAGCUGGUGCAGACCUACUCUGUUUUCCCAAAUCAGGAUGAGAUGAGUGAUGUGGUCGUUCAGCCGUACAACUCGCUGCUGACGCUGAAGAGGCUCACACAGAACGCAGACUGCGUGGUGGUGCUGGAUAACACGGCUCUAAAUCGUAUCGCCACCGACAGGCUGCAUAUCCAGAACCCCUCGUUCUCCCAGAUCAAUCAGCUGGUUUCCACCAUAAUGUCUGCAAGCACAACCACCCUGCGCUACCCGGGCUACAUGAACAACGACCUUAUUGGCCUGAUUGCUUCCCUCAUCCCCACACCCCGCCUCCACUUCCUCAUGACGGGCUACACACCACUUACUACUGACCAAUCGGUCGCUAGUGUGAGGAAAACCACAGUGCUGGAUGUUAUGAGGAGGCUUCUGCAACCCAAGAACGUGAUGGUGUCCACAGGAAGAGAAAGGCAGCCGAGCCACUGCUACAUCGCCAUCCUGAACAUCAUCCAGGGAGAGGUCGACCCCACACAGGUGCAUAAAAGCCUCCAAAGGAUUCGGGAGCGUAAACUUGCCAGCUUCAUUCCCUGGGGUCCCGCCAGCAUCCAGGUGGCUCUGUCCAGGAAGUCCCCGUACCUGCCCUCAGCCCACCGAGUCAGCGGCCUGAUGAUGGCCAACCACACAAGUAUCUCCUCUCUGUUUGAGCGGACAUGCAGGCAGUACGACAAACUGCGUAAGCGCGAGGCCUUCCUGGAGCAGUUCCGCAAAGAGGACAUAUUCAAGGACAACUUUGACGAGCUGGAUAAUUCCCGCGAAGUAGUCCAGCAGCUGGUGGAUGAGUACAGCGCAGCCACGCGGCCUGACUACAUUUCCUGGGGAACGCAAGAACAGUGAACUGACUUUUCUGUCCUGUAUCUCACUUACCAUCCAGUCAGCACACAUGCUUAGCUAGUUUAUUCUAACUCAAUUUCUUCACUGUUGAAAAUAUUCUCUCAUUACACAUGUCCCAAAAUAGACAGACAUUUGGCUUUUAACUGUUUCUCUAAAAAAAAAAAAAAAAUAUUUAUUGGCUUGUUUAUAGCAUUAAAUAGUAUAGUAUGUUUGUGUGUCAAAACUGAGAAGAGACUGGGGGAUGGGUGUUAACAGCCACUGUAAUUAUAUUAACCGAAAAGUCAUGUCCUGGAAAUUCUGGUUUAAAUAAAACAAUCCUUACCUAACAAUCCAGUGAAGUGAAAGUAAGAGAACCCCUCUCCUGCAAAGCCUGUGCAGAACAAUAUAUCCUGUACAAAACAAUCUAUAAAUCUCUUGUCAGAAGUUGUUUUUCCUGAACUUUCUUGCUUUUUUUUUCAGCAGUGUGAAACAACCUGUUGCCUUGUUUUGGUCUAUUUUUAUACGAAGUACAGUACUUAAGUUCUUGUGCAGUUGAUUUCCAGUAAAACGUCCAUCGCCUAUGAAUUGCCUUGAAUGAUAGGGGUAGGAUUGACAGAACGUGUUGCAUGAUGGUCAAUGCAGGUUCGUGCAUCCUAGACAUUUCUGACGUGGUGUCGUCUUUCUGCUGCUGAAACACAUUGCUCGUUUGUUAACACUGUACAUGACCAACAAGAAUGUCUAGUUGAAGUUGGACUUGAGCCAAAAAUUAUGUUAGAGUGUCUGCCAUAUGAACAGCACUGACAUUUAAACAGCAUUUGUCAUGCACAACAGAGAAAGUAACAGUUUGCACGGAUGAGCAUGGUAUACAAGGAUGGAUCUUGUCAUGUUAACACUUCAUCUCUAUGCCUGUAAAUAGACUCAAAGAAUAGCUGGUUCCCUGGCGUUCUCUGUAUCGUAUAAAUGAAUAUACUGUACAUGUUGUUUUGCUUGUUGGACCUGUUUGAAAUGAUGAAUAAACACAUUUUCUAUUA